Messenger RNA from Nerophis lumbriciformis (worm pipefish), 708 nucleotides. The record is from RefSeq and is a predicted model, not a curated record. Lineage: Eukaryota; Metazoa; Chordata; Actinopteri; Syngnathiformes; Syngnathidae.
AUGGCUGCAAUGGAGAAGCUUCGGAAGUGUGUUGUGUCUCCUACGGGGAAGCACACAGCUUCGGUUAUCUUUCUGCACGGGUCAGGUGACACUGGUCAAGGGUUAAGAGCCUGGGUUCGAGAUGUGAUGACGCCUGGUCUUACUUUUGCCCACAUCAGAGUCAUUUAUCCCUCAGCCCCAGCAAGACCAUAUACACCUAUGCACGGAGCUCUGUCCACUGUUUGGUUUGACCGUUACAAGAUUUCACACGACUGCCCGGAGCAUCUACAAUCCAUAGACGCCAUGUGCAACACCUUAGGCUCCAUUAUUCAAGAUGAAGUCAACGCUGGGAUCCCCAAACAUCGUAUAAUAAUUGGGGGAUUCUCUAUGGGUGGAGCUUUGGCCCUCCACUUGGUUUGCCGGUACCAACCUGAUGUGGCUGGCGUUUUUGCACUGUCCAGUUUCCUGAAUAAAGACUCUGUUGCUUUUAAGGCAGUGGAGGAGCAGGUGAGAGCCGGACAGUCCCUCCCGGAGUUGCUCCAGUGCCAUGGGACAAGUGACGAGCUGGUGCUUCAUCAGUGGGGUGAGGACACAGCAAUGCUGCUGCAGAAGGCUGGGAUGACAACAGGUUUUCACUCCCUACCUGGUCUCUACCACCAACUGUCACAGCCUGAAUUGGAGCUGCUGAAAACCUGGAUUCUUCGCAAACUUCCACCUAACUCAUCCUGA